Messenger RNA from Symbiodinium sp. CCMP2456, 1299 nucleotides. The record is from the annotation of a GenBank genome assembly. NCBI's taxonomy places the organism in Eukaryota, Dinophyceae, Suessiales, Symbiodiniaceae.
AUGGAGCGAAUCGCCCCAUCGGACCGGCUCCUGGAGGCCUACGCGGAAGAGCUUUGGGGCUUGGGCCACGUGCAGUUUGACACGGAGACGGGCUUCGGCAGCGCCGUCACGCGGUCUUUUUAUGCAGAGGUUGCCAGAGCACUGCAGAACAGGGCCACGAACCGAAAGGUUCCCAUGUGGGUCGAGGAUGAUUCAAGCAGCAGCGGCAGCAGUGGCAGCGGUGGCGGGUCCAGUCAGCACCUACGCUGCCGCUCCGGGCUGUGGGCUGCCGAGCGCCGUUUCCGCUUCCUGGGCCGCCUGGUGGGGCGCGCACUAAAGGACGGCUUCAUUGUCCCAUUGCCACUGGGAGAGGUCUUUUUUGCCCGGACUCUCUUGGGCCAGAAGCCCGCCAAGCUGCACGAGAGCAGCAAACGAGAACCGCUGGCAGCGUUGCCCAGGACCGUCAUUGGUGUGCCUGGAGCGGGCUGCGCCGGAGAGCUGUGCGGCACCUUGGCCGAUUUCGUUGCUGCGCUGAAGUCGGGCGAGGAAGUUUUUCGCCGCAAGCGGGAAGAGGCGGGUCUGGGCAGGCCUUCGGCCGAAGAGCUGCGGAGCUGGCGCAGAUCUCAGGGUCGGGAGCGAGACUUCACCACGCGGUUUCUGGCAGCAGGAGCUAUCCCUGAGCCAAUGUCUUUCGAGGACUACAUGUCCUUGGUUGGUGUCAGCUUCUUGGAGACUGGCCUGAGUGGUGCUCCUUUGUGUCCGGGUGGUGCUGAUCGGGCUGUCACAGUCGAGAAUGUCGAAGAGUUCGUCGAACUCGCCCACGCUUACUGGUGCGAUGAUGGAGUAAGGGGUCAGCUCACAGCCUUCCGAGAGGGCUUGGACGAGGUCAUACCCGUAGAGUGCUUCAGUGCCUUCAGUGCUCUGGAGCUACGCGACAUGAUAUGUGGGGAAGACUCCGUGGAGUGGGGCGAACAAGAGUUACUGGAUCAUCUGCGUCCAUCAGGUGGUCUCACUGAACAAUCGCCGGCAUACCAACACUUGGUGGCUGUCUUGCUGGACAUGGAUCAGGUGAACCGGUCUCGCUUCCUCGAUUUCGUUUCAUCUUGCCCGCGAUUUCCACCCGGAGGUAUCGAUUCGUUCCACGUGGACGUGUUCCCAGACUCGACUGCAGGACGUGGAUUCCCACGAUCGCGCGCCUGCGCCAACCAGCUGUAUUUGCCCCUGUACAGAUCCAAAGAGGAAUUAAGGGAGAGACUCCAUGAGGCGAUGCAUGGUUCUGCUGGACAUCAUGAACAGGAGCAACGUAUCCUGGCAUCAUGA